AUGGGCGAAGAAGUUCCAACCGAAUCGACGCCUACGUCGGACGCCAUCGACUCAAAGAUUAUGGACAUUCUGAACCCAAGCCUGCACCACCAUGAUCUAUUACAAAGCUACGUGCGAUCUCCGAUCGAGAGCGUCUCGAAUUCGAAGCAAUCCGAAGAACUGGAGAGCUUGAAUAAAAAUUCAUCAUCCCUAGGCACCUGUCUCGCGGUGGAGUCCUCCGAGGACGCCGAUAAGGAGAGUCGCGUCAGCCACGAGCCGAAGAAGAGGAAGAGUAACAAAAAGCAGCAGAAGGACAAGCCCGAGAAAUCGUCCAUCGAGUCGGAGAUGAACAUCCAGAAGAAAAAGAAGAAGAAACGACGUUACGACAAUGGUGUUCGACGUCAGGAGGAGGUGUACACCGAUAAGGACAGGGCUGCGGCGGUGAACAUGGGCACCAGAGACAUUAAAUUGUCGUUGAAAAUGAAACAGAAACAGGAUCGGAAUUUACAGUUGCCCGAAGAUACCGAGCCAAGCGCUAUGCUGGCUUUGGGAUUGCGCGAGAUGCGCAUUGGCGACAUUACAGUCGCUAUGAAUUGUAUUAAUAAGGCGCUGGAUCUGGAACCAAACGAUAAGAAUGCGUUAAUAGCACGAAGUAAGUGCCACCUUUUAUUGGGAGAGCCGCGGAAAGCGUUACAGGAUGCUGAAAGUGCGCUGCAACAUAAGAUGAAGAACGCCAGCAUGGCCAAGACGAUGUAUUGUAAAGCUGAGGCUUUGUAUCAUCUCGGUGACUUUGAAAUGAGUCUUGUAUAUUAUUAUCGUGGAAUGAGGAUUCGACCAGAAUACGGACAGUUUCGUCUUGGUGUACAGAAAGCGAAGGACGCGAUAAAGAAUGUAUUGCGCAAAGAUUGAUAUUAGUGUA
Molecule: messenger RNA, 898 nt
Organism: Hylaeus anthracinus
Lineage: Eukaryota; Metazoa; Arthropoda; Insecta; Hymenoptera; Colletidae
Exons: 2
Coding region: 1-888 (295 amino acids)
Cellular component (GO): cytoplasm
Molecular function (GO): protein binding
Source: RefSeq, a predicted model, not a curated record